Prorocentrum cordatum is the source of this 3729-nucleotide messenger RNA. Lineage: Eukaryota; Dinophyceae; Prorocentrales; Prorocentraceae. The record is from the annotation of a GenBank genome assembly.
CAGACCAUUGCCACCGGCAACGUCUGCACCCUCCGACCGCAAGAGGAAUCCGUUGCUGGCGUCCAGGUCGCUUUCCAGCUCAUGCUUGGGAAGGUCCAGAUCCUCGAGCAGUAUUUCAUUGACGCUCACCUCGACUACGUCUUCCUGCAGGAAGGGCGCGCUCGUGUCGAAGAGGUUCGCACGGGCCUCCACUACACCAUGUAUGUCGGGGCUGGCGACGACGACGGCGGCCACGGGUGCCAGAUCUGGAUUCGCGCCCGGUCGGGCUUCAAAGUCUCCUCGUACGCAGCGGUGCCCCCCCGUCUGUUCUGGUUGACAGGCCGCGACGCUUGCGGGUUGCCGCUGAUCCUUGUCAGCGCGCACGCCCCCACUGAGGCAUCACCAGCCACUGAACGCGAGGGAUUCUGGGACACGCUGCUGAGCACGAUGUCCUCCCUGCAACGCCGCGCGCCCACCGCCAAGAUCUACAUGGGCAUCGAUGCCAACGCACGUGUUGGCCCACACCACUCUGGCGCGACGGGGCCGUGUGACCCUGAGGAGAUCUCCCAGAACGGCGCUGCGCUUAUCGCCACGCUCCAGGAACUCCAGCUGGCCGCCCUGAACACUUUCUUCAAUGUCGGCUAUACUUGGCGCUCUGGGAAGGGCCCCACGUCGCGGAUAGAUUACUUGUGCGGACCUUUAGUGGACCUCCCGGCCGUCCACAAAGUGCACGUCCCCGAGCAGUUUCAGCUGUCCAUCACUACGCGCGAGGACCACCGCAUGGUCGCUGCACACAUGACCGUCCCCACGCGCGGUGGCGACACUGUGGGCCCCCCCGCGCCGUUCCGCUUCAACAAGCGGCGCCUCGGUGACACCGCGCGCGCGCAGCAAUUUGCGCGACGCAUGUCCGAGCUGCGUCUGUCGACCCAUGGCGACAUUGACGACGAGACCACGACCUUCAUGGGCCACCCGUGGAUAUCUGGAGACACAUGGCGGCUGCUCCGUACCCUGGCCCCGUCGCGCAGGACGAUGUACCGGGCUCGUGCCGAGAUCUUCAAGGUGAAUUGCCACCUCGCCUUCCUGAGCUGGGCAGCCCUGUGCCCCUCCACGUUCUCGUUGACUAACGCUCCCCCCACGCGAUUGGGCUGGGCGGCCAAGUGCGUGCUCCCCUCCCUGCGAGCACUCCGGCAGCAGUGGCGCCUGCUGAACGCCGCCACCACCCGCCUCUGCAGCCAGCUCACAGCGUUAGUACGUCACUUCAUCCACUUCGACCGCCAGCUCUUCCUCGAGACGAAGGCUCAGGAGGCGCAGCUGGCUGCCGUUCGCCGGGAUUGGCGCACUACCUUUGGCAUCGUGCGCGCGCUCAGUGGUCGGAGCGCCAGCUCCUCCACGCAUCCAGUCCGCCUGAAGUCUGGAGCUCUGUCCAGCACCGAGGCGGAGCGGCAGGGGCGUUGGCAGGAACAUUUCCGGGACGUCUUCAAUGGCAAGCCGGCCACCAUGGCCGAGCUGAAGCUCAAGCCGACGCCUCCGCCGGACCCCUUCGCCAGCGGCAUCGUCGUCCUCCCCGAUGCCGUGGGCGCGUCGCUCCUCCAGCUUGGGCGCAACAAGGGGGUGGGCCGCGAUGGCGUCCCCUCGGAGCUGCUGGUGGCCGGCGGCGACGCCGUCAACGAACCCCUGGCGCCCAUCUUCCAGGACAUCAUCGACGGCGAGCGCUGGCCAACCUCCUGGACAGGCGGGCGCAUGCAGAACGUAUACAAGAAGAAGGGGCCGCGCGAGGAGUGCGACGAGUCCCGCGGGAUUGUCCUCGAGGACCACGCGGCCAAAGGCUUCAAGCAGCUCCUCAGUGGCCUCGUGACCCCCAUGUACAACGCCCACAUGCCUGAGUCCCAGCAUGGGGCUGUUGCUGGCCGCGGUACCGACCUCGCUGCACACCUCGCCCGGUCUUUCUGCGACUACUGCACCACCAAGGGGCUCUCAUGCUUCGUCUGGUUCGUGGACCUUGUCAAGGCGUUUGACCGGGUCGUGCGCGAGAUCGUUCUGGGCUGGCCCCAUGCCGCCACAGACCCAGAACAAGAUCUACGAGACCUUGGUCUCAGCGAUCAUCAGGCCCAGUGGAUUGCUACUUGGGUUGCUCGCCAUGGAUGCCUGUUCGAGCAGUGGGGCGCGGCGCCGAAGGUGAUCCGGCUGCUCAAGAACAUGCACGCGGCAUCGUGGUUCUCUUACGGCGAUUGCGACGCCGCCGUCGCCACGCUGGUCGGCGGCCGUCAGGGCUGCAAGUACGGCGCCAUGGUAUUCAACAGCACGUUCUCCCUGGCCAUGGUCUUGAUCCGGGAUGCCUUGCUCGACGCUGGCAUCAUUCUGCGGCUGCCCAAAGGACGCGAUGCGUUCUGGGCGCCGCCAGAGAGCGGCGCCGACCACGCCGAAGACACCAUACCAGUGGUCGACGCCGCAUUCGUCGACGACGAGUGCUUCAUGCUGACGGCCCCCCGCGCGGCCGACUUCGACAGCGCGAUCGACGUAAUACUUACGGCAGUCUGCAAUAUUUACAAGAGCAUGAACUUGACGAUCAAUUGGAAGCCUGGCAAAUCGGAAUGCUUCUUGGUAUAUCGCGGCACUGGCGCCACUUCGUGCUUGGAGAAGCGACGCGUCCAGCGCGGUGGUGGCCUUGCGAUAGCGGUUCCUGGUCGCAACGUGCUCUUGCAUGUCGUCCCUAAGUACACCCAUCUCGGAGGCGUCGUGUGCUCCAAUGGCUCGCUCGGCCCUGCUGCUCAGCAUCUUCGCGUCGCGGCCAUGAAGAGCUACGCCCCGCUUGCAACCAAGCUUUUCGGCAGCCCCGUGGUGUCCGACGACCUCAAAUUUUGGAUGAUGCAAAGCUUGAUCCUGAGCCGGUUGUUGCACAAUGUCCACAUCCUCGUGCCGACUCGACGGUUCACUCUCACCAUCAACGCCGUGUACAUGCGAGUUCUCCGGAGGAUCGCCGGGGCGCCUCGCUUUGGGCACACUGUCCACGAUGUCACGGUACGCGAUCGUCUUGGGAGGGCGAGCGUCGAUUGCUUGAUGAUGCGCGCUCGUCUGCGGUAUCUUGGCCGCUUGCUGCGGUCGCAGCCGUCGGCCCUGCUGGCGAUGCUGAGCACGCGUCCCAAAGAUCGACCGUUGCCUUGGGCACAGCUGCUGACCACGGACAUGUUGAAGCUACGGGAGCUGGUUGCACCAUGCUCGCACCUCCCUUGCCCCACAGCCGGCGCGUCGAUAUGGACUGAGUUCAUUUUGGCCUCUCCCGGGCGUUGGUCCGGCGCGGUGAACGCCCUUCACUUCGUUGACUCGUGUUGCGAUGCCGCCGCUGCCGCUCCAGCGUCUACGGCUGGCGGCACUCGCCCGCAUGUCUGCGCGAUUUGUGACAGCCGCUUCGCGUCUGCGAAGGCGCUGAGUCAGCAUAUGCGCAUCAAGCAUGGCCAAAAGUGCCUGCAACGAUUUUGGGCGCCAGCUGGUGCCACGUGCCUCGCUUGCGGCACUUCGUUCGGCCUCCGUCUCCUGUCUCACUUGUGCGAUUCGCGCCGGCCCAAGUGCUGGAACGAAAUUCGGGCAAACCGCAAGCGUUUCCCGCCGCUUCUGGAUUUUGUCGUCGCGAAGCUCGGCUUAAUGGAUCAGGAGCUUCGUCGCGAGGCCCAGCGCGCGGGGCACUCCCAUGCUUUGGCGAAAGGCCCGGCUCGCCGAGCUGACGGCUCAACCGUUGGCCGUGCUCGUCUGUAG